GCAAACCUCAGUCUGUGCAGACGUUUCGCGGAGGAAUAAAAAGGCGAAUAUAUUUGAGAUACAAUUUAGCAGGAGGAAUAACCCCUUAUCAAUUACACACAAUGGGCAGCGUGCAGCCAGGAGGAAUUGUGACCGUUGAAAACACCUGGGUGCACUCGUCUCCCCACGCCCCCCUGCCCCCUUACGCGGUGAUCGGUGGCCACGACUCGGACCGCACGCCCAUCUAUGUGGGUCGAUCCUUUCACGAGGGCGAGAACCUGCCGGCCAAGGUCAUUCCGAGCAAGGGCUGCGCCUACGUGGCCUACGGCGGUGCGGAGCACCAGAAGACCCACUACGAGGUGCUGGUGGGCCAGGGAUUCGCCUGGGUGCCCAGUGCCAGUGGUGGAGUGCCGCCGAAUGCGGUGAGGAGCGGAACGACCCGUACAGGAGAGCCCCUCUACGUGGGACGCGGACAUCAUGCGGGCAGCUUGACCGUGGGCAAAGUUCAUCCCUCGCACGGUUGCCUGUAUGUGCCAUUUGGCGGCCAGGAGGUGCGCAUUAAUACCUACGAGGUGCUCAUCAAGCAGCAGUAUGACAAUUGGGUGGCUGCCUCGCCCAGUUACACGCCCCCGGGAGCAGUGAUCGCUGGCCAUGAUUCGGACCGCACUCCCAUCUACGCGGGAAGGGCGAUGCACGAGGGCGAGAUGCUGCCCGCCAAGGUGGUGCCCAGCAAGGGAACCGCCUACGUCUGCUUCGGGGGCUACGAGUUCCAGAAGCCCAGCUACGAGGUGCUCACCGGCUGCGGAUAUGUCUGGGCCCAUGCCGGCCAUCACAUCCCACAUAACGCCGUCUCCACGGGUCGUGCCCGCAACGGGGAGCCCCUGUACUACGGACGAGGACACUACCAGGGAAGCCUUACUCCCGGCCUGAUCUCGGCCAGCCAGCGAUGCCUGUACAUCCCCUACGGCGGUCGGGAGAUCCGCAUCAACUCGUACGAGGUCCUCUGCAGGCAAUAAGCUCUGCACCCAUUGGAACCCCAUAAAUACCAUAUGCAUUUAGCCCAGAUCAAACUGUAAUCGCACCCAAUAAACUGACUGUUAACACCCAA
Molecule: messenger RNA, 1087 nt
Organism: Drosophila takahashii
Lineage: Eukaryota; Metazoa; Arthropoda; Insecta; Diptera; Drosophilidae
Source: RefSeq, a predicted model, not a curated record